AGGGCGGGCGCGCCGGCGGGAACCGCCCCCGGUGGUGGCGGGAGGCAGCGGCACCGCGCGGGGCUGCGGCAGCUCCGGGCGGCCCCGCGCCGCCACCGCCACCCCUCGGACCCGCGACCCCCGGGACCCCCGCACCCGGACACCCCCGGGACCCCCCGGGCUCCCGAGCCGGCAGCGCCGCCCGCGGGGUCCCGGCGGUUCUCGGAGGCAGGUCCCGGAGGGAGCAGACGCAUCCCCGCCGCGCUGCCGGAGGAGUGGAAGCUUUGGGAAAGCUCCGAGCCGAGGUCACAGCUCCCGGAGGCCCGGCUGUACCGGGGGUCCUGCCACCCACCCUCCUGCCGUCCCGCUGCCCGCACCGCAGCCGUCCCGUCCCCGCUGUCCCCCGCCAAUGCCCCCGGGUGCAGGCUGUGCCGGCGUCCCAAGCGCGGGGCCGAGCCGGGGGUCCCGCUCCUCCCCACGGGGCAGCGGCGAUGGGGGCGGCUCUCUCCACCGGAGCAGUUGUUGCGAUUUCUUUCAACUGCAUCAUCGCCUUGCUCAUCCUCAUCCUCUUCCUCAUCCUCUGCAAGGCCUGCAGGACCCCGUCGUGCCCCAAGAAGGGUCCCCCCUCCGACGCGGAUGAGGCGAGGAACGAGGAGAAGUACCUGCUGCAGCCCUGAGCCGCGCGGGGGGCUCGGGGACGUGGGCACCCGGCGGUGCUGAAGGACCUGGACGUGGUGUCCGUAGCGGGACGGUGGUGCUGGCCCGGCAGGAUGGGAGCGGAGGGGACGCUGAGCUGCUCGCAGGGGCGUGAUUUGGGGCAGAGCCCUUCACCCCCGUGGUCCUGGCGCGUGGACGCCCUGCGGGUGCCCGUGGUGACCGCGAGGACGGAGGCGCAGCGGCUGGGGACGUGCUGCGGGGACAUGCACAGCCAGCAAGCGUGGCGGGAGCCGUGCCCUCGAGCUCAGCCCGUGUUCGGGGCCGGCCCGCGGGCUCCUGCGUGGUGCUGGUGGCCCGGCUUUGGGGAUACGCUCUGCCCUUCCCCUGGGGACAGCGGCAGGCGGAGAUUCGGCCACCUCGCGGCAUCGCAGACCUGAGCAGGGCUGGAUGGGGGCUCGGAGAGAGGAGGCGAUGGGGCUGGCACCUGCCCUGCACCUGCCCAAACGCUGGCUGGGGCAGGCAGCCCGUGGGCAGGGGACCUGUCCCCGUGGUGCUGUCCCCCGUGGGAGCACCUCCCCGUGCCCCGCUGCUGCCUGCCCGAGCCCCUGCAGAGAGCUGGGGAUGUUUCAGAGCUGGAGUGCCCGGCUGAACGGCACCGCAGGGUCUUCCAGCCCUGAUUCCUGGGGACAGGAGGUUGGCCUGGCCCCCCUCUCCAAGGCCAUGGUGGCUCUAAAGCGAGGGACACUUGGUCUGGUUUGUCCCCAAGCCUGACGGCCGCUUCCUCUGUCCUGCCUGUGAGUUUUGGAGCGGCUCCUACAGUGGAGCAGUGGCCAGAGCGGGGACCCCGGGGUGCCUGGUCCCUGCUGGCACAGCCGCUGCAAUACGGGGCUGGAGAGGUGGGCUGUGCCAGGGGGAUGCAAGCCGGGGUCCCCGCACAGGCUUGGCCAGGCCUGGCGAAGCCCCUGGUUCCUUCCCGUGUCAGGUGUAGCUAACAUCCCUUUGCAGUCGUGUUUUUACUAGACUAAUAAACCAGCCGUAGGACCCAGGA
This is a messenger RNA of Anas platyrhynchos (mallard), 1684 nucleotides long. NCBI's taxonomy places the organism in Eukaryota, Metazoa, Chordata, Aves, Anseriformes, Anatidae. The record is from RefSeq and is a predicted model, not a curated record.